AUGGCAGCUCCUACUUCACUUCUUCUACUCCUCCUACUGCUGCUGGCGCCGCCGGACUCAUCCGCCGCGCCGGUGGCCGGGCUGAUUCCCGAGCUCAAAUUCUUUGAAAAAUCUAUCUCGGCCAUCGAGGAAGUCGCCGGCUAUUACCUGGAAGAAAAGAAGGAGGAGGGCGUCAAGGACGUCUCCGGCGAGCAGAGCAGCGCCGACGACCGCCAGCUGGGCAGCUCGGCGGCCGACAGCUACGGCGCCUUGAUCUUCGACCUCCCCGUCGGGACAUCGCCGCCGCAGGUCCUCCCCUUUGUCAUGGACAUCACCACCGACCUCGUCUGGGCGCAGUGCGGCAAGCCCGGGCCCACAUACGCACCCACCUUCCGGCCGAACCGCUCCGACUCCUUCUCCCCGAUCGGCUGCGCCGACCCGGCAUGCAGCCGCCUGAUGCCCAAGUACAAAUGCGCCGGCCCAAGUGACCGCUGCGGUGGCACCUCCGCCUUCCUCGCCACCGACACGUUCACCUUCGGGACCACGCCCGCCAAAGGCAUGGUGUUCGGCUGCAUCGGCAAGGUCCCGGAGCGGAACCUCAACAGCACAUUCGGCUCCGCCGGCUUCAGCAGGGGGCCGCUCUCACUGGUGUCGCAGCUCCACAUCUCCAGAUUCUCCUACUUCAUCGACGACGGCGGCGGCGACAACAGCUUUGUCAGCUUCAGCGUCGCCGACGACGCGGCGCCGGCCAAGGAUAAGGGCAGUCGGAGCACGCCGUUGCUCAAGGGCAAGUACCCUGACUUGUACUAUGUUAAGCUAACGGGCGUGCAGGUCGACGGCGAACUCCUCAAAGACAUCCCGGAGGAGACCUUCUCCGGCUCCGGCGGGGUGAUCCUCAGCACCACCCUUCCACUCACCUACCUCGAACAGGCCGCGUUCAAGGUUCUGAGGCAGAAGCUCUUGACCAGGAUCCUGCAGCAGAAGGUCGUCGGGGUACCCAAAAGCCCCGAUGAGGACCGCCUGUGCUUCCCCACCAAGGAAUUUGCCGCUGUUAAGGUUCCCACCGUCGCGCUGGUGUUUGACGGCGCCGACGCGGCCAUGGAGCUCAAUGUGAAGAACUACUUCUUCGACGUCGCCGGCAGUGGCCAGACUUGCCUCACCAUACGUCCAUCGACCGGUGGGUCCGUCCUCGGCAGCCUGCUGCAGACGGGCAGGAACAUGACCUACGACAUCCAUGACGACGGCGGCGUGCUGACGUUUGGGCCGGCGGUGGCCGCAAGUGGGCCAGCUGCGGCGGCGACGAAGGGUGGCGCCCCUGCUCUGGCGCAGGCGUCGCUCGUGACAAUAGCCACUCUUCUACUUCUAGGGUGGGUGCUCAUCUUCUAGUUCCAGCUAGCCAGAUCACGCGGUAUAAUAAUCCUAUGCUGCAGUUAAGGUCACAUGGAGGCAUGUGUUGUGUCAGGCGUAUUAGCCAAUGUACGUGCAUCAUUAUGGUAUCAGGGAUUCUUAUUUACUAAGUAACUGCAUGCAUGUGUUAUGUACUACUCCCUCCGUUCUUAAAUAUUUGUCUUUUUAGAGAUUUCAACAAAUGAUUACAUACGGAGCAAAAUAAGACUCUAAAAUGUGUCGAUAUACAUCCGUAUGUGGUAGUCCAUUUGAAAUCCUAAAAUGACAAAUAUUUAAAAACGGAGGGAGUACUAAGUAACUGCAUGCAUGAUGUAAGAUUCUUAUUUCAGAAGCU
This is a messenger RNA of Triticum dicoccoides, 1720 nucleotides long. Its product is annotated as aspartic proteinase nepenthesin-1-like. NCBI's taxonomy places the organism in Eukaryota, Viridiplantae, Streptophyta, Magnoliopsida, Poales, Poaceae. Gene Ontology annotation, cellular component: extracellular region. Bases 1 to 1365 code for a protein of 454 amino acids. The transcript has a single exon. The record is from RefSeq and is a predicted model, not a curated record.